AUGGUUAAACUACCGCGGGGUGGAGACCCCUUUAUGACUGGCUGGUUACUGACAUUGUUUCUCAUCAGUGUCAGUGCUCAGUUAGGUUCAGAGUACGGAUGCCCUACUCAGGAGAGGAUCUUACCGUGCAGAUGCUCUACUCGUGACAUGGAGAUUCAAAUAUGGUGCAGUCAUAGCGAGUUACCGAAAGUUCUCGAGGGUUUAAAAGCAGUGAGUCAUUAUCUAGAUCGACCAGUAGACGAAUUGAUUCUGGAGAAUAAUAAUCUACCGAGUUUACCAGGCAAGGUUUUUGCCACUCUACGCGUUCUCCGUUUAAUGCUUCGAAAUAAUCGUCUCGAGAGAGUGUCAUCAGGGUGGCUAGAAGGUCUUCACGAUUCCCUGCUAGAGCUAUUCGUCGUGGAACCGGAUUUACGUUCCUUACCCGUAGAUAGUCUGGAAAAUCUGCAAGGUCUCGAGGCAGUGACUUUGCAAAGUAGAGUAAUGAAGAAGCUGCCUAAAUUCUCUGGAUUACCAAAGCUCAGAUAUCUGCAGAUUAACUCCCCGGCUUUAGUGGAAUUGGCCCCGAGGAAUUUUCGAGACCUGCCUAGUUUGGAGCAGUUCCACGUUUUUGGUAGUCCACGUUUGAUACGCUUAGAAGCAGGCGUCUUUCGGGGCUUAACACGACUGGAGUUGAUAAAUAUAACGGAUUGUGGAAUUCAUUGGGUGCAUCCUCGAGCAUUGAUAGAUUUGCCAGAAUUGAAAGAAAUCUCACUGGUUGGAAAUUCGAUCGUGGAUGCUGGCAUGAUUGGUCGUGCCUGCGUGGAUCUACCUUCCCUUUCGGUGAUACGUUUGGACAGAAACCGCGUAAAUCGUCUCAGCGAAGGUGCUUUCACGGAUCUAUCCGUCCUGUCUCGUCUAUACUUAUCCAGGAAUUACAUUACCGAAGUGUUCGUUGGAGCAUUUCAAAGAAUGCCAGCCUUGAAGAUUCUGGAUCUUAAUCAUAAUCUGAUACAUCGCAUACAUCCGGAAUUCUUUCCACGCAGACCUGGAAAUGUUUUGGAGGAAAUGUGGCUGAUCCAUAAUGAUCUAAGCCACGUGACCGAGCUGAGGUCGAUAAUGGAGGCUUUGCCCAGAUUAAAGUUUCUCGAUGUUAGCCACAAUCAAAUCGAAGAAAUACCCUUUGGAGCGUUGAGAGGGCAUCUCACGUUGGAAAGACUUCACCUUGAUCACAAUAGAGUGGCCUUUCUGCAAAGAGAGACCUUCACCGCGAUGCCCGCUCUUAGAGAACUCAGAUUGAAAAACAAUUCUUUGUCAAAUUUGUUGGAAACGCCGUUCUGGAACCUACCGGCAUUAAAAGGAUUAGAUCUUUCUGAAAAUUACUUUCGUCACAUAGAGCCUCGUUUGCUAGCAAAUUUGCCAAGUUUGAGACGUUUAGAUGUCAGUGGAAAUGCAGUCGGUCUUAUAGAGCCUGACUCGUUUCUCAGUACACCGGCUCUAGAAUACAUCAACAUUUCUGGAAACGCACUUUCCGUUCUUCAUCCACUGACGUUCCAUCAUCUAAAUAAUCUUUACGAAUUAGACGUCGGUUGGAAUCGGAUGCUCGAAAUAGUUCCGGGUUUACCAAGAAACAUAGAACACCUUUAUAUGCCUAUGAACCGUAUUAUCAUUUUGCCAGCUGUAUCCUCCCAAGAUUUGGAUCUUCCAGUCCUGAGAUCCUUGGAUCUUAGCGCGAAUGGGAUCGAGCGAAUACCAUCAGGCAGUCUGGCCGAUUUGCCGAAUUUGAAGAAAUUAAGCCUUGGCUACAACUCUCUUCGACUUUUGGAGAACGGUGUCUUUGAAGGGUUAUCGAGACUAGAGCAAUUGGACUUAAAAUACAAUCGUUUAGUCACUCUACACGGCCGGAGUUUUAGACCAUUGAGGUUACUGAUGGAUCUGAAUCUGCGGGGGAACCGCUUGGAAGUUCUACGACCAGAUAUCUUUCAAGAAAAUAUUCGAUUGCAGAGAUUGGAUCUAAGCAGGAACAACCUUGCUCAAAUACCUCAUGCAACUUUUUCGAACACCAGAGACCUUCGUGAACUAUACGCGUCGCACAAUACUUUGACCGAGUUACCCGGAUCGUUACACGGCUUAACAGCUCUUCAGGUACUCGACUUGAGCUUCAACAAGCUGAACAUCCUGUCGCCGGAAACAUUGAGCAGCCUAUCGGCCUUGCUUGAGCUUAAACUUGUCAGGAAUCGUAUCCGCGAAUUGCGCGAAGGUGCUUUCAAUGGUUUGCCACAAUUAACGUUGAUCGAUUUGGAAAGUAACGACCUGAGAAUCAUCGAAAGAAACGCUAUUAGAGCUCUGCCAGAGUUACAAGCAAUAAGGCUUGGGAAAAACCGAUUGCAGAUGAUACCAAGCGGAGCUUUCACCGAAUUGCCAUUACUGCAAAGUGCGGAACUUCAAGAAAAUCGGAUCCAGGAAAUUGCAAGUAACGCAUUCAUUAACGUGCCUCACCUUCUCUUCCUUAAUCUAAGCCACAAUCAUUUACCUUCGUUGGAUUACGUUGGUUUAGAGAGCUUGCGUUCCCUAGAAGUUUUAGAUUUGAGCAAUAAUCGAUUGUCUAGGGUAUUAAGCAACAGUUUAGCAUCGAUGGAGUGGUUAGUCGAAUUAAAAAUGGACAAUAAUCGGAUUUGUACUAUACAAGGUUCGCCUUUUGAUGAAAUGCCGAGACUUCGAGUCCUCAGUUUAAGGAGUAACCGAAUGGCUUCCGUUUCGGAAACAGCAUUUAAAAGAUUGCGAUCGAAUAUCGCGGUGUUAGACAUCGAUGGUAACCCACUUUCGUGUUCAUGCGGAAUGCUAUGGUUAAGAGGAUGGUUACAACAAGCUUCCUCCGAAGGACCAAGAUGCGCGGAUGGAUCUUUAUUCAAGGAAAUUCGAUUAUCGCGACAGGAUUGUCAACGAGAAAGACAAAUUGAUCCAAUCCACCCUGGCUGUGAAGCGGAAAUGAUCGACACUGCACCAUAUCCUGUCUCUUCCUCUAUAUUUGGAGCAACGGAGAUGGUACCACUGCUCAUGAAUUUAAAGGAGUCGUCCACACGAAAUCCUCUUCACGUUCAGGAGUCCGAUUACUUUUACGAAUAUUCGGAUUACCAAGAUAAUAAAAGUAACACGUCAAACGUAACUUUCACGUCGACUCAGUUUGCGACUACGGUAGCCUCUGAUACUGUGAAAACUACUCAAACGACGGAGAAGAUUGAAUCUUCGACAAAUAACACUAUUCCCGUGAAAAAAAUUACCUCGAUGCCCCCUUCUCCUAGUAGUUCUGGCUUUACCUUCUUCGGGGUACCGUUGCCGAGUCUAAACUUCAAUUUAUGGGGAAAUUCGAGGAGAAAAUUCGAAAGAAAAAAUUCAUCAGGAAGACCAGGAAGAGGCCGUUAUAGAACAUUCCCACCUACAGAACCGGAAAUUCAUAAAGGUGGUUUCAUACCGUUACCCCGUGCACAAGGUGGUUUUGUGCCUAUUCUUGAUCCCGGAUUAAUGUAUGAGAAACAUAGCGGAAACGGCACAGUCGUGAAGAUCGAGCGAACUUCUCCAAAAGCAAAUAAGUCUAAAGUGGCAUACAGAGAAAGAGAAGAAUUAUCCACGGUGUCGAUUAACGAACCAGAUUUCCGUUGGCAAAUGACUGGCACGAAAAAAAGCAGUUCUAUCACGAAUUUAACGAAGACACCCGACUCCAGUACCGCAGCAGGCGAGUCAUUUCAAGAAACAACUGAAACUGCAUUUACUGAAGUUUAUGAUGGGAAAAAUUUGAAGAUGAUUAAGGAAGCAAGUAAGAAUGAAGAUAAACCACAAACGGAAAUGACGAGUAGGAUCAUUUGGACUACGCCGAAAACUGCCUUAGAAACGACAAAAGAAGGUUUAUUUAAAGAAACAUCGACAGAAGUAAUAAAAGGAGAAAAACAUACUUACUGGGAUAGCGAAGCAAACGAAUUUCAGGAAACGUCUACUUCUCGAACCGCGACAAAUGUUCAAAACGAGUCAAUUGGUGAUCCAAACGCUGUCGUAACAGAACAAUCGACGUUCCAUUCAACCAUUUUAGAAAAUCGGAACAAUUUUUCUUCCACUUCUCAAGUUUCUCGAAAAACAGAAGCAUCAGCUCUUUCAGCGUUUUUGGUUCCAGGAGGUCAAGUAUCUCCAUUACUCCCAAAUUUGCGUCCAUUAGGCAGACCAACAAUAACGAAGGUUCCAUCACCACGUAUUGGUCUUUUUGCUGAAUCAGAAAAACAAAAAUCGGUGGCAGAAGCUGUUCAACGAAAUUUAGAGAAUGAAGGGGAAAAAUUGUUUGGCGUAGAUGGAUCUUCCAAUGAAAAUGCUGAAGUUUUCGAAGACAAUUCCUUUAAUUGGUAUUUUCAACAUUAUAACGAUACCAAUUUAGAACCUUUUGUUAGUGUAGCGUAUAACGGAGGUGAAAAGACAAAUAUGGCUCCAUGGACUUUAUUGGGACAAUUAUAUCUCAUUUUGUACAUUUUCGUAUAA
Eufriesea mexicana is the source of this 4497-nucleotide messenger RNA. It is a transcript of the gene atk, whose product is annotated as artichoke. The record is from RefSeq and is a predicted model, not a curated record. NCBI's taxonomy places the organism in Eukaryota, Metazoa, Arthropoda, Insecta, Hymenoptera, Apidae. Gene Ontology annotation, molecular function: protein binding.